Molecule: messenger RNA, 3299 nt
Organism: Mangifera indica (mango)
Lineage: Eukaryota; Viridiplantae; Streptophyta; Magnoliopsida; Sapindales; Anacardiaceae
Product: serrate RNA effector molecule-like
Exons: 13
Coding region: 659-2950 (763 amino acids)
Biological process (GO): mRNA processing; primary miRNA processing
Cellular component (GO): nuclear body
Source: RefSeq, a predicted model, not a curated record
AGAUUUUUUGAAUUCAUUACCCAAACAAACACUUCGAAACAAAAAAAAAAAAAAGCAGAAUUUUGUCAAGACUUGAUUUUAUUUUUUAAUUUUUUAUAAUGUAAUUAGCAGAAUUUUUGAUACUUUCUGGACGUUCUAACACAAAGCAGGUCCUCAAUUCUAGUAAUUGUAGAUUCUUCAUUCUUGCUUUGUUCCCUGAAUCUUUUUAAAUUUUGCCAGAUACCCAAAUGAGUAAUCGUGAAAAUCUAUUUGGGAAUUCGAAGAAUCCUCAAAAUGUUUGCUAAGUUUGGAUUUUUAUGGUUUCAGAAGCAAGCCAUCAAUGGAGCAGAGGCAUGGCUACUUUAGGCAGCAAGGAAGUGGAGUACGGAGAGAUUUUGAAGAAGAAGACGUGUGGGCUGUGCUCAAAGAAAGAAAAGAUCCAUCAAACCUUCUAAAGUUAGCCAACUCAUCAAUUCUGAAUUCGAACCUUCAAUUUCGGUUCAAUGACGCCUCCCUUCUACGUCGAGAAUGAUCCCAAAAAAAGGGGCAAGGGCGGAGAUAUCAGUAGCAGUGAUGAUGAUGGGAAGGUUCAGAAAAUGUAUUCAAAUAAAAUGGCCUUUCUAUUAUGGAGAUAAAUAAGACGUUGCAAACUUAAAGCUUCUUCUAGGGUUCUACAGCCAUGGCCCAAGUCCUGAACAACAUGGCGGUCGAUUCACUCGACCGUCGUCGCGACCGUGAUGACAAAUCCUCUACGGCCAAAGACACCCCCAACAACAACGACAAUACCACCACUGCUACCCAAUCCUCCCCUCCACCACCACUUCAACAACAAAAUCAACCUCCGCCAUCUUCUAGAAGGCGUGAUAGAGACUCACGAGAAAGGCGUGAUGAUCGAGACCUUGAACGUCAACCUAACCGUCGUGGACCUGAUUAUUAUGACAGGAAUCGUUCUCCGCCGAUGCCUAGAGAUAGAGAUAGCGAUUAUAAGAGGCGGAGCACAUUGAGUCCUCCUCCGCCAGUUUCGUAUAGAGAUAGAAUGCACUCGCCGCCUCCGCGAAGGUCGCCUCCUUACAAGCGCUCAAGGAGGGAUGAUGGAGGUUAUGACGGCAAGAGAGGAAGUCCGCGUGGCGUUUUUGGACCUGGAGAUAGAAGGUUUGGGUAUGAUUAUGCUGGUGGCUAUGAACGGGAGAUGGGGGGCAGACCUGGCUAUGGUGAUGAAAGGCCUCAUGGCCGGCACAUUAGUCGGCCAUUUGGUGGUUAUAGUGGUCAUUCAGAUUGGGAUUCAGGUCGUUCUGGUUACAAUGAGGUACCUAAGACGGGGAGUGUUCAAAGGGAAGGCUUGAUGUCAUACAAGCAGUUUAUUCAGGAGCUUGAAGAUGAUAUACUACCAGCUGAAGCAGAGCGCAGAUAUCAAGAAUACAAGUCAGAAUAUAUUUCAACUCAGAAGCAUGUUUUCUUUGAUGCUCAUAGGGAUGAGGAAUGGUUGAAGGACAAAUAUCAUCCAACUAAUUUACUUUCUGUAAUAGAGAGGAGGAAUGAACUUGCACGGAAGGUUGCAAAAGAUUUUUUGCUAGAUUUACAGAGUGGGACAGUGGACUUAGGUCCUGGUGUAAAUGCCUUGCCAUCAAAUAAAUCUGGACAGACUAGUGAUCCAAAUUCUGAUGAUGAAGCAGAUACUGGUGGUAAAAGAAGACGGCAUGGUCGGGGACCUGGUAAAGAAAGUGAUGUUCUAUCUACUGCUCCUAAGGCACACCCAGUCAGUUCAGAACCUAGAAGAAUCCAAAUUGAUAUUGAGCAAGCACAGGCUCUUGUACAAAAACUUGAUUUGGAGAAAGGAAUUGAGGAAAAUAUCUUAUGUGGAUCUGAUAACAAUAAAAUGAGUUGGGAGAAAUCCCAUGGUAUCUCUACUGGCCCAGUUAUCAUCAUCAGGGGGCUGACCUCUGUCAAGGGUUUGGAGGAUAUUGAACUUCUGGAUACACUUAUUUCUUAUAUGUGGCGCAUCCAUGGCGUGGAUUAUUAUGGGAUGGUUGAAACAAGUGAAGCAAAGGGUUUCAGACAUCUUAGAGGAGAGGGAAAGAGUAGUGACUUAAGUAUUAAUGGGUCUGAGUGGGAAAAGAAACUUGACUCUUUUUGGCAAGAGAGAUUAAGGAGUCAAGAUCCGUUAGAAAUAAUGACUGCAAAGGACAAGAUUGAUGCUGCUGCUGUUGAUGCUUUGGAUCCCUUUGUCCGAAAGAUUAGGGAUGAAAAGUAUGGGUGGAAGUAUGGUUGUGGAGCUAAAGGUUGCACAAAGCUUUUUCAUGCUGCUGAGUUUGUUCACAAGCAUCUUAAACUGAAGCACCCAGAGCUUGUGAUGGAGCUCACUGUCAAAGUGCGUGAAGAACUGUAUUUCCAGAACUACAUGAAUGACGUAGAUGCACCUGGUGGGACACCUGUCAUGCAGCAACCUUUACCGAAGGAAAAACCACUGAGACGCAAACUAGUUCCAGGGAACCGAUUAAAAGAUGAACGAGGAAACCGUAGAGGGCGUGACUAUGGAGCUAAUGGCAGUGAUAGAUAUGAUAGGCCUGACAGUGUUCAAUCUAGUGAAUUUCCAUUGAAUAAUGAUGGUCCUGAUGGGGCAAGCCAUGAUGAAUCAGUGUUUGAUGCUUUUGGAGGAGGAAUACGGGUUGGGCCUCCAUUCUCCUCAGAUAUAGCUCCUCCACCCGUGUUGAUGCCUGUUCCUGGUGCUGGUCCACUGGGGCCUUUUGUGCCUGCACCGCCUGAAGUUGCAAUGCAGAUGUUUAGAGAGCAGGGUGGUCCUCCUCCUUUUGAAGGGGGUGGUAGAAAUGGACGGCCUGGGCCCCAACUAAGUGGACCGGGCCCUAUUCUUUUGUCUCCAGAGUUUCGACAGGAUCCUCGACAAUUAAGAAGCUAUCAAGACCUAGAUGCACCAGAGGAUGAAGUGACAGUUAUAGACUACAGGAGUUUGUAAAGAAGUGGUUGAUUGUUGAAAGAAUUCUUUGUAAGUUGAUAUUUUGGAGGGUGGAGGCAACUGUUGCACCGCAUUGUGGUUAGAUGAUUAGGAUGUGAAUCUACAAGAAGUAGUGCAGGUUGCUCAUGUUUCUGCCUCCCUUCCAGCUCCCCGACUCUUUGACUGAUUUGAAAAGAGAUUUUAUAUUAUGAAUUUAGGGAUGGUUAACAAAACAGAUCUUUUGUAGUCCCUCAUUUGUUUCCCCCCAAUGUUGGUGUUCAAUAGAUAAACCACAUACUGAUUGUAAAACCUUUGUGCUUUAUUCUAGACACUUGCCCAUAAUGUUAAGGUUCACUCUUUCAUUCUCGAA